GGAGGAGCUGAACAGGCUUAACCAGGCCGUCCAGCGGCUGACUGCGGAGGUGGCCGGCGCUGAGAGUCAGCCCUGUGAACUAGACAGAGCCACGGAGCCACGAGCUCAGCAGGAGGAGGGUGCCUUGGACAGUGCCCAGGGCAAGCUGGCCUGGCUGGAGGCCGCCCUGCAGCGAGCCAAGCACGACAUGGUGCGCCAGCUGCGUGAGUACCAGGAUCUCAUGAUCGUCAAGCUGGGCCUGGACUUUGAGAUCGCCACCUACCGCAAGCUUCUGGAGGGCGAGGAGAGCAGGCUUGGUCUGGGAUUUGGGGCAGGGAGCUUCUCACUGGGCAGCGCUCCACCCUGCGGGCUCGGCUCAGCCUCGGGCCCCGCCCGCCUGCCGCCUCCCGGCGCGGGCUCCGGCGCCCUGGAGACGAGCGCCCCUGGCGGCGGCUGCGCGCUCUGCGGCUCCCCCGGCUGCCUCGGCGGCUUCGGCUGCGGCGGCGCCCGCGGAUGUUGA
This is a messenger RNA of Neomonachus schauinslandi (Hawaiian monk seal), 499 nucleotides long. Its product is annotated as keratin, type II cytoskeletal 68 kDa, component IB-like. Bases 188 to 499 code for a protein of 103 amino acids. Gene Ontology annotation, molecular function: structural constituent of skin epidermis. The transcript is spliced from 4 exons. The record is from RefSeq and is a predicted model, not a curated record. Gene Ontology annotation, biological process: intermediate filament organization; keratinization. NCBI's taxonomy places the organism in Eukaryota, Metazoa, Chordata, Mammalia, Carnivora, Phocidae. Gene Ontology annotation, cellular component: keratin filament.